Messenger RNA from Acytostelium subglobosum LB1, 1455 nucleotides. RefSeq lists its product as hypothetical. The coding region runs from base 1 to 1455 and encodes 484 amino acids. NCBI's taxonomy places the organism in Eukaryota, Evosea, Eumycetozoa, Acytosteliales, Acytosteliaceae. The record is from RefSeq and is a predicted model, not a curated record. The transcript has 2 exons.
AUGAGAUUAACUGUUACACUUGUAAUCAUUGCGGCACUGUUUGUAAACGUGUCCACACAAUAUGGUGAACCAGAUUCAGAUGGAAACCCAGGAUGGCGUGAGCGUGAAUCUCAUGUGAUUGUAAAUGCAAUCAGAAGUGCACCAAUCAAGUAUGUUACAACAUAUUAUACAUCAUAUGCCAGUGAUUUCUUUAUGUCCCCAGCAAUGUUCCCUGCUGUGCCUCCAUUGUACUUGACGACGACAGAUAGCCACCCAGCAUUGUUGCACGCCCAGGACAUGGCAUUCAACAAUUGUUUCAAUCACAGUGAUUGUGGAAACAAUACAUCCUUCGAACAACGCAUUAAGAAGUAUGUCACAACUGAUUGUCUGGGUCAGUCAUAUGGCGAGAACAUUGCCGCUGGCCUCGACAAUGGUCGUGGCGUCUCCUGGUACCUGCUCUGCGAGAAUGACACCAUCCCCUGUGCUGCCGACUCGAACACUCUCAACACUGGACACAGAAGGAACAUCAUGAGUCCAACGUUCAAGUCGAUGGGUAUUGGAUAUGCCUACAGCGCCCAGGCUGACUAUAGUUACUAUUGGACGCAAGACUUCACUGCGGCAACAUGUCCCUCACAGACCAACCCGAUCUAUGGUGGAUCACACUCGUUUGUGGACAGCAACUUGGUGUACUAUGCAAACUGGUGGAAGACUGCUCCUGCAACAUCAAAGAUCUAUAUCAAGGCUGGCAACAACGCAGUUGUGUCACAUGACUUGACCCUUCAUCUUGGCAACUCGACGCUGGGCACCUUCAUCUACAACUCCACCACUCAGUACACAGAGUGCCAACUCUACGCCUUUGUAUUCACGGUGGGUGAUGCAACCUAUCGCUAUCCAGACACUGGAUCAUUGGCCACACUGACAUCUACCGCCAGCAAGUGUGCUGCAUGGUCUUCAACCAACAUCAUCCCAAGUCCAUCUACAAGCACAUCCACUACAUCAUCGAACCCAGCUACUACCUCAACCUCCACAACAUCAACUGCCCAGACCACCACGACCACCAAGGAUGGAACUACCACAUCACAGACAACCACAUCAACUACCUCGACUCAAUCAACUGGCACUACCAGCACCACAAGGGAUGGAACGACCACAUCACAAUCAACUUCCUCAACUACCUCGACUCAAUCGACUGGCACUACCAGCACCACAAGGGAUGGAACGACCACUUCGACUGGAACAACCAAGCCCUCGACCACAACAACAUCAACCACGACCACUUCGCCCGUUACUACUACUACCGAGGGUGGUACGACUCAAGCUGGCACUACCAAGUCAUCAACUGUUUCCACGUCCGCUAGCACCACGACUACCGGCCAGACCUCUGACCCAACUCACCCAUCAAUGGCCAUUACCUUGUCUGGUUCAUUACAUCUUGGAUUGAUCAUUGCUUUAUUGUUUGUGGCACUACUUCUCUAA